GGCUGAAUUUGAGGCUGUGCCAGUUCAGAGCUGGGGAGGCAUUGCCUGUCUCUUCUUUGCCUUCUCCUCCUCUGCAACAUCCGGAAAUGGCUUUUCUUCUGGGUUGACUGACAGCUGGGUUAAUAGCCCAGAGAGAAUGGUUGGGACUAUCUACCUGUGAUGGUUGGAACUGUCUACCUCCAAAAUUUCUGAACCUUUGUUGGAGAAUUCUUAUUACUAGAUCAUUGGAGCAGACCAAGCAAGAGCAGGCUUUGCACUGUCCCUGGUCAUCAGGUUUGCAGUCGGAUUGGAAAAGCUGAACUUGAAGCUUCCUGCCUGCAGCGAGACCAAGACACACCCACGGCUCAGAUAAUAAAAGACAUGAGCUUCAGCGUGACUUUCCAUCUUUCCUACAAAUCCCGAUUCCUAUUGUUUUUCACCUUAUGCCUGACGGUGGUUGGGUGGGCCACCAGUUACUACUUUGUGGGUGCUAUUCAAAAGAUCUCCAAAGCAAAGGAUCUCCUGGCUAAUUUCAACAAGGGCAACGUUUCGGGGAAGAAAGGAACCGUGACGGAUGAAGCGUCUGUGAAAAAAGCAGACCUUGACAGCUGCCCUUCUGUGUCUCCGUACCUCAAGGGCAAGAUCAAGCUCGUCUUCAAACCAGACCUCACUCUAGAGGAAGUACAGGCAGAAAACCCCAAAGUGCACAGAGGCCGGUAUCACCCUGAGGAGUGCAGGGCUUCUCAGCGGGUCGCCAUCCUCAUUCCACAUCGCAACAGAGAGAAGCACCUGCUGUACUUGCUCAAACACCUUCACCCCUUCUUGCAGAGGCAGCAGCUGGAGUAUGGCAUCUACAUCAUCCACCAGGCUGGAAGUAAAAAGUUUAAUCGUGCCAAACUCCUGAAUGUGGGCUAUCUAGAAGCUCUCAAGGAAGAAAAUUGGGACUGCUUUAUAUUCCAUGAUGUGGACCUGGUGCCCGAGAAUGAUUUGAACCUUUACAAGUGUGAGGACCAGCCCAAGCAUCUGGUGGUUGGCAGGAACAGCACUGGGUACAGGUUACGUUACAGUGGAUAUUUUGGGGGUGUUACUGCCCUAAGCCGAGAGCAAUUUUUCAAGGUGAAUGGAUUCUCUAACAACUACUGGGGAUGGGGAGGCGAAGACGAUGACCUCAGACUCAGGGUUGAGCUUCAUAAAAUGAAAAUAAUCCGGCCACUGCUUGCAGUGGGUAAAUAUACUAUGAUCUUCCACAAGAGAGACCAAGGCAAUGAGGUGAAUAUAGAACGGAUGAAGCUCUUACAUCAGGUGUCACACGUCUGGAAAACAGAUGGGUUGAGCAGUUGUGAUUACAAAUUACUCUCUGUGGAUUACAAUCCUUUAUAUAUCAACAUCACAGUGGAUUUCUGGUCUGGCCCAUGACCAGGACCUUCUGCUGCCGUUUGGAGGAACUGAAUAUCUGAUUGCAAUAAUUUUGCCUAGACUUCCCCAAGUAGCACACCUGAAGAACUUGUUGCAGCCAGUUAUUGAGCUGAAUUCUCCUUUUUUGUAUUUUCUUAGCAGAGCUCCUGGUGGUACAGAAUGUGAAACAACUAUAACAAGACAGCUUUCUUAGCUGUUUUGAUCAUGAGGGUUGAAUAGUGUAAUGCAGAUCCUUGAAGGACCAAGUGUCGAAGGGCUACACAUAGAUACCCUGAAGGCUAAUUGAGAACUCUGGUGGAAGGAGAUUUAAGUUUGAAGUGGUACCUGUUUUCUAGGAUAAAAAAGGCCCUGGGAAAUUAAGAUUGCUGAAUGUCCCAGAGAACCAGAAUUGUUCUCAUCCAGGGGAGGAAAGGAUGAAGACAUAUUUUGUUACUCAUUUAUCCUACAUGGUCACCUGUGAAGAGGUGGGUCCCAGGUGAGGAAAAGGCUGAAGGAGGGGGAGAAAGGUGAAGACUCAGGAUGCAGGGAGCUUGGGGCUGAAGAGGUGGCAGAAGGACAGUGUCAGACGGGGAGUGGCCGCAGUGCCGCUGCUGCCUCUCUGCAGUGGGGGCGACUGCCCAGAGACGCCUUCCAGGGACAGCCCAGCAGACCACAGUUGUCUCCUAGUUUUUAGAGCAUUUUUGUAAAAUGACUUUGUACGUGUAGGAUCUGAAUCAGUUUACAAAUUAUAUAUUAGCUAAUAAUACAUCAGAAGUACCUCUGUAGUAAAAUAUGAAAAAGCUUUG
Messenger RNA from Vicugna pacos (alpaca), 2180 nucleotides. Lineage: Eukaryota; Metazoa; Chordata; Mammalia; Artiodactyla; Camelidae. The record is from RefSeq and is a predicted model, not a curated record.